AUGUCGUCUCAUGUUCUUGGUAUUAUAGUUGAACGUGAGCGUGAGCGUGAACAACGCGAUGGCGAAAUCAUCCAGGAAACAACAGCGGCCGGAGCCGAAGCCGAAGCCGCCGGGGGUAAAGAUAAACCCAGCGUUGCCGACAACGAAGAGCAAGCUGCUGCUCAUCGGAGCAAAGAAGAGGAAGAAGAAGCUCGCAAGAAGAAGGAAGAAGCAGAGGCGGCGCUAAUGGUAUUCUUAGAGAUUUGGCUCCGUCACUGGAAAGAAGAUGUUGCUCGGAAGAAGAAGGAAGAGGAAGAAGAUGCUCGCAAGAAAUUAGAAGAUGCUCGCAAGAAAGAAGAUGCUCGUGCUUCGGACAAGAACUGCUUGGAGAGGUACCGCGACCACCAGUUUGAGAAAAUCAAGAAGGACAGGGAGGACUGGGAGGUGAAGAAGGAUGCGCUGGACAAGAUGCGCGAGUGGCUGAUGUUGCUGGCCACCCUCGCCGUGUCCAUCGCCUACAGCGCCGGCCUCAACCCGCCGGGCGGCCUGUGGCAAGACGACGGUGGUGGCCGCGCCGCCGGCACGCCGGUGCUGCAGUCCACCAACCGCUCGCGGUACCUGACGUUCUACUACUCCAACGCCAUGUCGUUCGUGACGUCGCUCGUCAUAAUCGCGCUGCUCUUCAACCGGAAGGCGAGCGUGCAGGCGCUCGUCUUUACCACCAUGUUCGACCUCAUGAGCCUCGUGGUGGCCUACAUCGCCGGAACCACCAGCGACUUGCUGUCGUCCAUCGGCCUCAUCACCAUCGCCAGCGCCGGCUUCAUCUACUUCGCCAAAGGGUGGGAACUCGAUCUACUGCAUCUUAAUCCAUCCAUCCAGAGUUCCAGACACAUCCCUCCUGCGGGCAGAAUCCUGAUAUUGUUGUUGUUUGCAUUGCAGGAUCCUGAGAUUAAUGUGGAUCGGCGCCCUCGCCACUGUGGCUAA
Miscanthus lutarioriparius is the source of this 963-nucleotide messenger RNA. The record is from the annotation of a GenBank genome assembly. Lineage: Eukaryota; Viridiplantae; Streptophyta; Magnoliopsida; Poales; Poaceae.